AUGCCGCCCCCGCUCCCCGGGACUCGGUUGAGCCUCACAAAUGCAACACCUACCAGGCUCUCAAAGCGACUGAGCCGCGCCUCUAGCAUCAGGUCCAUUCAAUUCAACUCAGAGCCGGGCAGUCGGGUUACAUCUCCCAAUUCCAAGGCUCGCCUGAAGCUUUUCAAUUCAGCGCCCGUGGAGAAGGCGGAGGAGCCAACCCAACCGGCCUCCGACAGCAGCAUCACCUUCUUCGAGCAGGGCGCGGAGAGCACAGAGUUUGGGUUCUCCCUGCCUGGGCAGUCAGGGACGAUGAGGCACACUGUGGGAGCCGGAGAUCGGAACUCAGUGGGCACCGAAGACAGUCUUGCGUUUCAAAUCGAGGACGACAGCAACUUGAUGCAGAACCACAGCAUUCCGGUCAGGCGUGAUGGCCGCUCUGCCGCGGUCGCAGAGAGCGGCGGGGGUGACUUGGGGGAUAACGAGAGCAUCUCCUUCAUGGUCGACGACGACGUGGAUGACGAGGACCAGCAAGAGCAGGGAACCCUUUCGCGCCCUGCGAAGCGGGAUAUCGAGAAGCCAAAUGCGUCGCCGUUGCAGCGCUCUCACUUGGCGCAUGGUUGCCCAUCACCGCGGCUGCCGAACGCAGGCAUUCGCGCUGACACGGCGAACACACGCAACGAGAGCACUGUGGAUCUCACCGACGCACUGCCUUGCGACGGAGGGAAGCAGGCGCCCGUUGCACACAAACGAUCGGCUUCGAGAAGCCUAACUCCUACAUCGUCGCUAAUUCCGGAUGGCCUCACCCGAAGCCCCAACGCGGCACUGGAGAAAACGGCGGGCAUUGAUGGUUUGGACACCGCUGGCGAGGCUGGCAUGGCAGCAGUACCUUCAUCGGCGAGCUCGCGGCUGACGAAGAAAGCGAUUGUGAUGAAGCGCCUCCAGCAGCAAAAGCAUCACUCGCGUCUGCCCCAACCGCGCAAGGGUGCCGCCACACACGUCCUCGGAGACGCAGAACGGCUUCCCCUACGCAGGGCUACGCACCCGCCGCUGUAUCAACCGGCAGCGGUCUCUACCCCUCUCGAUGCACAGGCUGUUGAGGCGCCGUCUGUAUCGCUGGCUGGCGGCUCGAAGAAGGACCGCUCUACCUCCCUGAGCAGCCGCAGCUCGUCAAGGGGGAAAGGCGCUCAAGCACUCUUGCUCCUUCAUCCCCCACACCCGGAGAGGCAACAUCACCAGAUAUGUCGUUCAAAGGAGUCUGUGACGAGCCAGGCAACCGGUGAGUCGCCAAACCAGCAACUUGUCACUGAGAAGGGCAGUAACGGGUCCACAGAUCCACCACCCACGCCUCUCCUCACGGGACAUCGAAGUCCCACUUCAAGGGAGGUCGCCUCCGCCGCUGCCUCAGGGCUGCAGUCGAGCAAAGUGGCUUUUCCGCCCCCUCCAGGGCAAGGCCCCCCAAAAAACAUUCUUCAGGGAUAUCUCGCCAACCAAGAGGUAGAGGAUCAGUAUUACCGACACUACCAGCACCUCAACAGCAACGCGCACCCCCUCUUGGCUGGCGACCGCGCGAACCCUGCAAUGCACAACGAACGCUCUGUGCAUCAACAGAUGUACGCGCUUGAGGAGUGGGGCGAGCCUGUUGCCGGCACUUUCGGAGAGGCGGAGCAGUGGCGGCAGUUUAAUGAUCGGCAACGCGCAGAACUGCUCGAGCUGCGCAAGCGUAUCGCCAUUGCCCGUCGUCAGGAUUGUACGUUGCUUGAGAGCUCACCGUCCUGGGAGACUGAGGCUCUCAUGCCCACCCCCAAAAGUCGUUGCCUCGUGCCGCAGCAAACCCCGAUGAGAGGCAGGUACAGCAGCAUGGGACCGCGAUCACAAGUAGCACACCGCCAACCUGCGGUGCAUGGCAAAGAGGUGAAGAGCGGCGGUGAGCAAAGCGGACCGUCUAUAGGGGCAUAUGGGACGCCACUCCAUACAGGCCGCCCUGGACGUGGUCAGACAUCCGUCAAAGUUGCCUACGCACCCACCACUUUGGCUAAGCCGUCGCCCUGUCUGCCUCGUUGGCCUGGGCCUACUAUGUCGCCUCCUAGUCCUGACCCAUGCGCCACGUCCGCUACGUAUAAAGCCUCUCCUGACCGCAUUAUGCAGUCGGCGGCAGCAGCCUCUGUUGCCGACCUCUUGGGCAUUCUCUGGCCUCCCCGUACCUCUGCUACAAAGCCCUCACGGCACCCCUCUCAGGCGAUUGACGCUUUCUUAUGUGAAAACGACAUUCCGGCACUGAACCUGUACUUCUCGAAUGGAUCUCGGCUUACCCCAGAACAAGUGGUGCGCUUCCUCGACCUCGUUCGCGUGCAGCUGAGCAUGGAGUUUCACACGACUACAGCGUCCCAAUCUCGAAUGAGCCCGGUGGGGACGGCGGGGACCCCCUCUCCCGCCAGGAUUCGUCAGCAAGCAGUGCCUUCCUGCUUCGCUGCGUUUGCAAAGAGUGCCGACCAUAUCGCGUACGUCGACCCGGAAGAGCAUUACGCUUUUAGACGCUUAAUUCCUCACUCAUCAUCGCUGACUCGCAAUGGCCGCGCAGCCCCGCUUUCCGCGAAGCUUGCCGCACUGCUCCCCAAGAAGGCAGUUCGCCGCAGCCGGGUGCUGCGGGAGGUGUUUGACGCUAUGGAUCUCAAGCGGCAAGGCAAGAUUCUGCUGGAUCUUCUUCCGUCGCUGGCUCGCUUGUUCGAAGUCGAGCUUACCACGAUCGAGCAUGCCCGUGAAUCAAUUCUUCGAGGUAAUGCAGUGCCUCUGCAAUCGUUGUUAGAAUCCGCCGUGGAAAGCCGACAUCAGUGCGCCGUCUCGUGGAAUGGGGCACGUGGAAGUGUUGCUGCUGGUGCUCAGAGGGACCUUGAUGCCGUUGCGGGUGGUCCUCCCGAUUACGCCGGGCUCCCCCGGGACAUGCGAGUGAAUAUAAAGUACCUCACGCACCGUCUGCUGCUCUUGUCGUUUGCGUUGAAUGUCGUCAUCCCAAUUGUUUCGGCCAGCCGCAUUCCGCUGCUCGACUUCUCCGCGUUCUGCAUGAUUGUCUACGCCGCUGUCGACAACGUCGAUCAUCCCACGGGCUCCCCGCAGGAGGAGUGGCGGCAGGUGGUGCAGCAGUACUUUAUUGCGCUGGCUGCGUGA
Leishmania braziliensis MHOM/BR/75/M2904 is the source of this 3144-nucleotide messenger RNA. RefSeq lists its product as hypothetical. The record is from RefSeq and is a predicted model, not a curated record. The coding region runs from base 1 to 3144 and encodes 1047 amino acids. Lineage: Eukaryota; Euglenozoa; Kinetoplastea; Trypanosomatida; Trypanosomatidae. The transcript has a single exon.